GUAUAUAAGCCCUUGAAAUAAGGGGAAGAACAAUGUACUCAACAGGAACUUCGUGACUGCCUGUGGACCCAACCAGACUCUAUCAAAAAAUGGCCAUGUUGAGACCUUGGAUUUUCCUCGCAGCCCUUGUCUUGUGCGUGCUGGUAUGUUUGAGUAGCUUUGCCGAUGCCUACCCACCCAAACCGGAGAGUCCAGGGAACAAUGCGCCAGCGGAGGAAUGGGCCAAAUACCACACAGCUCUUCGGCACUACGUCAACCUGAUCACUAGACAGAGGUACGGGAAGAGAUCUGCUCCCGAAGCUGCGCUGGCCUGGCUGCUGUUUGGAGAGGACUCGGAAAGCAACCCAACACCACGUUCAGAAAGCAGUGAUCCAUGGUGAACCAUCCCAUCCAAGACCAGAGUUCUGCUGAUGUCCUACUGCAAUGGGGACCCAAACAUCAAUACAGGGCCUGAUAUACAACAUGACCUGGAGUGUUUCAUUCCUCUUAUUUGAUUGAAAUGCAUGCAUCUCUCUAUCUUUCUUUAGGAUUCAUAUUUUCGUUGUCGAAAAUGUACAUCAUUUGUUACUUAAUUAAAAAAUAUCAAAUAAUAAAUUUAAUUAUUGUGCCAUA
This is a messenger RNA of Hypomesus transpacificus, 612 nucleotides long. It is a transcript of the gene pyyb, whose product is annotated as peptide YYb. The coding region runs from base 90 to 380 and encodes 96 amino acids. The transcript has 4 exons. NCBI's taxonomy places the organism in Eukaryota, Metazoa, Chordata, Actinopteri, Osmeriformes, Osmeridae. Gene Ontology annotation, molecular function: neuropeptide hormone activity; neuropeptide Y receptor binding. Gene Ontology annotation, cellular component: extracellular region. Gene Ontology annotation, biological process: feeding behavior; neuropeptide signaling pathway. The record is from RefSeq and is a predicted model, not a curated record.